This is a messenger RNA of Postia placenta MAD-698-R-SB12, 306 nucleotides long. RefSeq lists its product as hypothetical. Gene Ontology annotation, biological process: protein import into mitochondrial matrix. Bases 1 to 306 code for a protein of 101 amino acids. The transcript has 2 exons. Gene Ontology annotation, molecular function: ATPase activator activity. The record is from RefSeq and is a predicted model, not a curated record. Gene Ontology annotation, cellular component: PAM complex, Tim23 associated import motor. NCBI's taxonomy places the organism in Eukaryota, Fungi, Basidiomycota, Agaricomycetes, Polyporales, Adustoporiaceae.
AUGGCUACCCCAAUACUCCUUGGCUUCGGGGCAAUUGCUGCCGCUGUUGCUGGUCGGCAAAUAAUGCGGAGAGCAGGCCAGGGUGCUGCAGACCAAUGGGUGAAGGGCGGCUUCAAGGCCAAAAUGGAUCGCAAGGAGGCUAUCGCAAUCCUUGGUCUCAAAGACAGCCCCCAGCUCAAGAGCCGGUUGAAGGACGCCCACCGCCAAAUCAUGCUUGCAAACCACCCAGACCGGGGUGGGUCACCAUAUCUGGCGAGUAAAAUCAAUGAAGCCAAGGACUUGUUGGAGAAAAUGGAGAAGCGAUGA